ACAAAGGGGCUCCUCUGGGGAGGGUAGGGGUAGAUGAGAGUGAGGACUUGGAUCUGCCUGCCAGGCCAUCCUGGGCACUGCAAGAAGCAACAUGACUUAGGUAACUCUGCCCAGAGGUCCCAGGCAUCUCCAAGGCCCUGGCCCUCUCCCCAGGUGCACCAGCCAUGAUGCAGCAGCCGCGAGUGGAGACAGAUACCAUCGGGGCUGGUGAGGGGCCACAGCAGACAGCGCCCUGGUCGGCCUGGUUCACACGGCAAGGCUGGGUGCGCUGGUUGGCAUCCCAUGUGCCCCGGAGCUGGAUUCAGUGGUGGAACACCUCAAGCUGGCAGCAACCGCUGCAGCGCCUGCUGUGGGGUCUGGAGGGGAUACUCUACCUGCUGCUGGCACUGAUGCUGUGCCAUGCACUUUUCACCACUGGCUCCUACCUGCUGAGCUCCUUGUGGCCCGUUGUGGCCGCGGUGUGGCGCCAUGUGCUGCCGGCUCUCCUGCUGCUGUUGCUCAGUGCCCUGCCCGCCCUCCUCUUCAUGGCAUCCUUCCUGCUGCUCUUCUCCACGCUGCUGAGCCUUGUGGGCCUCCUCACCUCCAUGACUCACCCAGCCUACGCUCAGGACUUGGAUCAAUAGAAGGGCAACUCCAUCCCGCUGCCUGCAUCUGUUGAGCCCUGGCCUAGAGCCUGAGACCCUGCUGGGAGAGGAAGGGCAACGGGACCAGGACCCCCUGGAUUGACAGGCCCCAGACCUCCAGUCCCUAACAGGUAGACUGGCCUGACCCCUGGGCACCUUCCUCAAGCCAUUGCUGCAGCUUCAUGGUGUGAGGGGCGGGGGGCUUUGAGAAGAGGGGCCAAGACAGAUGGUUUAGCCAUUGGUAGAAACGGCUUAGCCAGGGGCAGAGCCUGGCCAAGCCACCAAGAGCGCCCAUGUGGAUUUGGUGAUACCCGUGAAGCCCCCUCGGCAACUGACAGCAUCGUUUUCUCACAGCCACUCAGCUGUCUCAGCUUCAGACUCACUGAGAACUUCUACCUGGGUACCCCUGGUCUUGCCAUUCCUCCCACCAAUCCCCUCUUUCCAUUUCCAGGAGAACCACAGACUCUAGAGAGCGUCGCAGUGACAGAAAACCUAUCAGGGAGAAGGCUGACCAGAAGCCCCAGGAAACCUCAACUCACUCGCCUUCCAGACCUUGCAACCCAUUCAUCGUCCUCCCUAGACUUCCUUCUUCCUGCCUCAGUCCACAUUCCCAAGUCUGAGAAAUGGACCAACUGGGGUCAGAUAGUACGAACUCACUCUCUAAGAGUCCCAAGGUCUGUUAUGGAAAAAUGGUCAAGAAGUCCCAUUUCACCCACUUACACAAUGUGUGGCCUUGGCCAAUUAAUUCAUUUGAGCCUCAGUGUUAGGUGGGCCACCCCUGUCAUGGGGUUGUUGUGAGUCAAGGGCAAUAUCUGUUUGUGAAGCAUUUUGUAAAAACCAAAAAGCUGUAAGAUGCUGUUUUGAGCUCUAAGAAUAUUCCGUAUGCUCAAAAGAUCUUUUGACCCCAAAGACUGCUGAAGAAAUAGGAAGCUUCUCUGGCUUUCAGAUCAAUUCUCUGUCCUAGAUAGAAUUUUGGCCCUAGAAUGGUUAACAAGAGGCUGGAUAAGUGUGGACAAGAUGUAAAAGGUCAUGUGCCAUGAAAUCUCAAAAUGUGCAGAUGUGGAACUAUUUUGAUUGUGAAAUGCUUGGGCCUGGGGCUGGGUGCCAGGAGAUGGUUGCACAGCUCUGUGAGUGGGGGGAGCAUAACCUCAGGGUUUCCAAAACUGACCCAGCAAGCCACUCAGGCACCAGAAGGGCCUUGGAAGGGGAAAUCCUUUGAUGCCCUGAAUGCUGACCAUUUGUUUGCCUGCUGGCCCCUCCAACAAAACAUUGAGUGAUCGGUUAUCACCAAGUAAGGUACAUGAUAGACAACUUUAUCCACACGUGACCCCCACCCAAUCCCUGGCCAUCCCCAACUCCCGCCCACUUCUGAUCCCUGCUUUAUAUGUAACCCUAAAAUCCUUGCUCUUGAAGCCCCAGACCCAACGUCCCCCUCUCUUGCCCCAUAAAUACUUAGGCCCUUGGGACCAGCCCCUAGAACCCUGGUUCAUUUUUGCCUUAGAGUUUUUCGACCCUCCGUGCCACUGGUUAGAUGACUUCAGCAUCAGUGCCCAAAACCCAAGGUCCAGUUCUUCCUUCCUGUUUCUUUGUAGUUCUCUCUGAAUUAUGGCCUGGUAGUGAGGGCGAGGUGGGACAUGGAGCUGACGUGCCUCAUGGUUAGAUGGUUUUGGUGUAUGAGCUGAGGCUGGGCUUGAAUCCCAGAACUCUCACUUACUACCUCCAUUGCCUUAGCAGAAAUUGCUAAACCUUGCUCAACCUCACUUUCCUUAUGGGUAAAACUAAAGCAAGAGCCCCUGUCUCACGGCUUCUGGCAUGCAAGUGAAGGACUGGGACCGCUCCUAGCACCACAAACUAUAGCUAUCCUGUGAACAUCCCAUUUUAGAGAGGAGAAGUCAGGCCCAGGAUAGUCAUUGACCAGUGGCAAGGCAAGGCCAUCUGACUCCUACCAGGCUACUCAAGGGAAGGUGAACGGCGCAAAGGAAAUACAAACAACUAAACUGAAGACUCCAUGGCUUCUCAAGAGCUCCUAUCAGAGCUAAAGCCCACGUCUAGGGAGGUUAUGAGCCAAAUCAAUCUAGACAUCUGGUGGGCUGAGGAUUCAGGGUCCCACGUAGUGAGGACAGAGACCAGGUUGCCUGGCCUGGAUCCGUUAUUGACUUGGUCAUGCAUUGCUAGCCAGGGACAUUGCUCUGGAACCUCGGGUCCAUUCCAACGAAGGGAGAGAGGAGUUUUGGGCCCUUAUCAUAGGCACUGGUGGAUGAGAUGUGGGCAGGAACAAGAAGACUUUCUUCCUUUCCCCACAGAAUAUAUACAUUUUACCCUCCUGCCCAGCUGGUAUGGGGUAAGGAGGUGCAGCCAGACUGGAAAGCAGAUGGGCAAUACUCAACAAAUUAGAUCAACAUAUACCCUAGGACCCAGAACCCCAGAAUGAAUUUUCACAGAGGCCUAUAAAAGUCUUGCUCCCCAAAAUGUGGUCCCAGAAUCAGCAAAAAAGGCAUCACCUAGAAGCUAGUUGGAAAUGCAGUCUCAGGCCCUGCUCCAGACCGGCUGAAUCAGAGCCUGCAUUUCGUUUCUUUUUUUUUUGAGACAGAGUCUCACUCUGUUGUCCAGACGGGAUUGCAGUGGUGCAAUCUUGGUUCACUGCACUCUGCCUCUCAGGUUCAAGUGAUUCUCCUGCCUCAGCCUCCUGAGUAGCUGGGAUUACAGGCACCCGCCAACAUGUCUGGCUAAUUUUUGUAUUUUUAGUAGAGACAGGGUUUCACCAUGGCCAGGCUGGUCUUGAAUUUCUGACCUCAGGUGAUCCGCCCACCUCAGCCUCCCAAAGUGCUAGGAUUACAGCAUUAGCCACGGUGCCGAGCCAAGAGCCCACAUUUUAACAAGAUUCCCAGGUGAUAAAUUGCACCCUGUUUGAGAAGCGAAGCGUAAGAGGGUAUUAUGAGAAUGCCUAUUGCACUGUUACUAGUGGGAGCAGGGUAGGUAAAGGGAAGGGUAAAACAAGGUAGAUGGGCCCUCUGGAAAGGAGGCAGCAGUUAGAAGGGGCAGAAGGUACACAGACCAAUCUUAACAUCUUAGCAUUGAAUAAGAAAUGGAACGAUAAUUCCUUUUACACAAAUUUAAAAGGCAUUUCAGCAAAACAAGACACUUUUUGGCGAGAACACGUAAAAAUGAAAGAUAAACAGAAUGAAAUGAACAACUCUAGGGGCAGGCAAAUGGGGGUAGGGUAUAGGGAUAGCAGGCAAUAAAGCUCGAGACUUUGCAGAGGCAAAACGUG
Cebus imitator (Panamanian white-faced capuchin) is the source of this 3894-nucleotide messenger RNA. RefSeq names its product transmembrane protein 239 (gene TMEM239). The record is from RefSeq and is a predicted model, not a curated record. The transcript has 2 exons. The coding region runs from base 165 to 623 and encodes 152 amino acids. NCBI's taxonomy places the organism in Eukaryota, Metazoa, Chordata, Mammalia, Primates, Cebidae.